This is a messenger RNA of Dothidotthia symphoricarpi CBS 119687, 1170 nucleotides long. RefSeq names its product calcium-dependent phosphotriesterase. Lineage: Eukaryota; Fungi; Ascomycota; Dothideomycetes; Pleosporales; Dothidotthiaceae. The record is from RefSeq and is a predicted model, not a curated record. Bases 1 to 1170 code for a protein of 389 amino acids. The transcript has 3 exons.
AUGGCAAAAUCGGCUAUUUAUCUGCUCAUCCUGGCCGCCCUAUCGCCAUGGUUAUAUGACCGCUACCAAGCAAUCUCAACGGUGGUAGCAAAUCGUCCGGGGAAAUUCCGCGGUCUAUACAAUAUCAAAAGCCAUGAGAUCAAAUUCCAGGACCAAAUCCGCAAUUGCGAAGAUGUGAUUAUCGAGGAUGGUAUCGCUUUUUUAAGCUGUGACCCUGGUCGCGAUCGGUGGAACACCGUCAUGGGAACAUUCGCACCUGAGGACCGCGAGCGAAGAGGUACUGACGGAGGCGACAUCUGGAUUUAUGACUACUCAAGGCCUGAUCUUCCUGAUUCCGAAGCCUUGAAACGUCUUUCUUUGAGUGACUACGCCGAUCCUGUGGAUUUCCAUCCCUUGGGUAUCGAGUUCGACGCUGCAACGUCAACGUUAUAUGUCAUCAACCACUCGCGCUACUCCGGCUCUGUCAUCGAGGUCUUCCAGGUCUCCGUCGAAAGCGCAGUGGCAAAGCAUGUUCAGACGUUCAAACAUCCGCUGGUCAAUACGCCGAACUCGAUUCAUUCUCUGGGAGACGGAAAGCUGCUAGUCACAAAUGAUCACUACAUGCGUGCCGCCGUUUCACCCGUACUUUCGAAGAUUGAGACUUUUUCCGGGAUAUCUGGUGGGUCUGUCGUAUAUACCGAUAUUCACAACCCUAACGAUACGAGGGUCGUUGCCCGCGUCCCCUUCGCCAACGGUAUAGCUAUGUUCAAUUCGACCACAGUGGCGGUUGCCUCCUCCUCCCUACCAGGCAUCUACUUCUACACUAUUGAUCUUGACCAUCGUCUCGCACUCCAGCGCUAUGUUCGCACUCCCGUUGGUGUGGACAAUCUUUCCGUCGACUCCGAUGGCAAGCUUUUGGUAGCCGGUCACCCGUUUGCGUUCAGUCUGAUGAAAGUCUCAAAGGGAAGGCCUAACUGCGUUCUCGAUGGAAAUGAGGCGGAGAAGAAGGCAUGCGAGUGCAGCGCACCGAGUUGGGCAGCGGAGUGGAGUGAAAAAGAAGGACUGAAAGAGCUUUACAAGAACAGCAGCGAAGAGUUCUGCAGUAGUAGUACCGUGGUCAGGGAUGUGAACAGGAAUGUUGGUAUCAUCAGCGGACUUUACGAAAAGGGUGUGUUUGUGUUCAGGGAGUAG